This is a messenger RNA of Salvia miltiorrhiza (redroot sage), 1709 nucleotides long. Its product is annotated as zeatin O-glucosyltransferase-like. The record is from RefSeq and is a predicted model, not a curated record. NCBI's taxonomy places the organism in Eukaryota, Viridiplantae, Streptophyta, Magnoliopsida, Lamiales, Lamiaceae. Gene Ontology annotation, molecular function: UDP-glycosyltransferase activity. The coding region runs from base 160 to 1569 and encodes 469 amino acids. The transcript has a single exon.
AAAUAAAAUAACUCAAAAACAAUAAUGUUCUGAUUUAAUAAGAAUUAAUCUGACGUCUUAUUAAAGCCUAGUUGAUGAGAGCAAUGUUCGUUCAAUACAUGCAAUAUUCAUCUUUCACAACUCCAACUCAUCACAAACCGAUCAACAAAACCUAGUCCCAUGGCCACAGUUGCCGACGGCCACCUCCACCACCGCAACGAGGGUGGCGGCGGGAAGGUGGUGGUAGUCAUGGUGCCUCUACCGGCGCAAGGCCACCUCAACCAGCUCCUCCAGCUCAGCCGCCUCAUAGCCGCCUACGACAUCCCUGUCCACUACGCCUCCACCGCCGCCCACAACCACCAGGCACGGCAGCGCGCCCAUCCGCUGGCCGCCGCCGCCAACAUUCACUUCGACGAUCUCCCCCUCCCGGAAUACCAAUCCCCAAGCCCUAACCCCAAUUCCGCCAACAAAUUCCCCUCCCACCUCCAACCCCUAUUCGACGCCGUCGCCCACCUCCGACACCCCGUCGCCGCCCUCCUCCGCUCCCUCUCGUCCACCGCGGACCGCGUGGUCGUCAUCCACGACUCGCUGAUGUCGUCCGUCGUCCAAGACGCCGCCUCCAUACCUGACGCCGAGUCCUACACUUUCCACAGCAUCUCAGCUUUCUCCAUCUUCUUGUAUUUCAGCGAGGGCUUAGAAACUCCAUUUCCGAUCAAUGAAGAGCUGCAGAAGCUAGCGAUUCCCUCUCUCGAAGAUUGCUUCUCGCGGGAAUUCAUGGAAUUCAUCGUCUCUGAGCAGAAAUACAUCGAUCUCGACUCCGGCAUCAUCUUCAACACCUGCAGAGAAAUCGAAGGCGAAUUCUUAAAUUCAAUCGAAAAAAUCUCCGGAUACAAAUGCAAGAGGAAUUGGGCGUUAGGGCCAUUCAAUCCGAUUUCGAUCAAUGGGAAAGAAAUUGAUCAUAACCUCCACCGUCAUGAAUGCCUGCAAUGGCUAAACACCAAGGAGCGAAAUUCAGUAACAUUGGUCUCGUUCGGCACCACAACUUCAUUUCCCGACGAUCAAAUCGAGGAGCUGGCAAUUGGACUUGAAGAAAGCGGGGUGAAUUUCAUUUGGGUGGUGAGGGAAGCAGACAGAGGCGAUUGCGGCGGCGGCGGCGAGAAACCGGUACCGGAAGGGUUCGAGGAGAGGGUUAGAGAGAGGGGAAUGGUGGUGAGGGAUUGGGCGCCGCAGCUGGAGAUAUUAGGGCACUCUGCGACGGGGGGGUUUGUGACUCACUGCGGCUGGAAUUCGUGCAUAGAGAGUUUGUCGAUGGGGAAACCAAUCGGCGCGUGGCCGAUGCACUCCGAUCAGCCUCGGAACGCGGUGUUGAUGACGGAGGUGCUCAGGGUGGGUGUGGUGGUGAGGGAUUGGGGCAAGAGGAAUGAGGUUUUGAGGGCGCCGGCGAUUGCCGUUGCGCUGAGGAGGCUGAUGGCGUCGGAGGAAAUGCGGCGGAAGGCGGAGGAGGUGGGUGAAAUUGUCAGGAGAGCGGCGGCGGAGGGCGGCGCUACGCGGUUGGAGAUGGAUUCCUUCGUUACUCAUAUUACCAGAUAGAUAUACUCCUGUAGAUUAAUAUUUAUGAGUUGUUUGGUGAAUUUGAAGCUCUUCUGUUUGGAAUUAAACAAAUUAAGUGUUUGUAAUUCGUAACUAUUAUUGUAAGAAAAAUAAUAAACUUUUCUCUACUUUAUAUUUGA